This is a messenger RNA of Vigna angularis (adzuki bean), 1424 nucleotides long. RefSeq lists its product as uncharacterized. NCBI's taxonomy places the organism in Eukaryota, Viridiplantae, Streptophyta, Magnoliopsida, Fabales, Fabaceae. The transcript has a single exon. The coding region runs from base 120 to 1193 and encodes 357 amino acids. The record is from RefSeq and is a predicted model, not a curated record.
AAAUUGUUGAUAAAAGGAAGCCAAAGAUUAGUGUUUGGCCCAAAGACGAGAUCGGUGGUCUUCAUCUUCUGUCUGUUGCAUAGCACGGUGGUUGCAGCAACACCACCCCAUCACUCACUAUGAAGCUGUCCUUGAAGUUCCAGGGUGAUGAAAACCACCACGAACACAGCGAACAAAUCAUGACGGCGAAGGUACCCAUGACUAUACUGAACAAGCCCUUUCUUUCAGCCGUCACCGCCACCACCGCCACCACCGCCACCAACUCCGUUUCCGAGUUUUCCUUCUCACUCUCUUCAAACUUCACAUCAGGCCCAUCCCUCAAAGUCUCUUACACGCCCACCGCCUCUCAACCCUUCUCCCUCUCUCUCAAGUCGGGCCUGGGCCUCUUGGGCUCACCGGCCCACUCCCCUCUCGUCUUCUCCGCUAACUUCUCCCUAUCCCCAACCCCGACCCCUUUUUUCUCUCUGCAAUUCAAACCCCAAUUCGGCCACUUCUCUCUCCACAAAACCGUUUUCUCCGAUACCCCACCACCCCCUUCUCCUCUCCCUCCCACACCUCAAAUUGUGUCCAACGAAUCUUCCUCGGGUUGGCAGAAUCUGAAAUUGGAACCGUUCGAUAACAGAGACCAAUCACACCCUAACAUUUUGGAAAACUCUAAGAACGAUGCAAAGCACAGUCUCUCUCCUGUCAUUAGGGUUAUGGCGCGGACGGUGGUGCCUGUUACGAAAGGUUUCUUCUUGAACUUCCGCUGGGGGGUGAAUUUUCCCCGGAAUUUCAGUUCGAAAAUGCCGAGCUUAACCGUGAAUAAGAUUGGGUUAGAGAGGAUUGAGGAUGGGAAAGAGAGUAAUAAUAAUGAUAGUCAGAAAAAAAGGGUCAGUUCUGAAAUUGAUUUGCAGCUGUUGAAGGAAAUGUGUUUUUGGAUGGGGAGAGAUUUGGAGAAUGUGGAGAGGGAAAAUAGGGAGAUGAAAAGUGUAUUGGAUGAGAUGAAAAUGGGAAUUUCCACCGCCAGAAAAGAAGUGGUGCUGCAACCAAGCAGAGUGAGUGAAACCUCUUCUGGGGAGUUGCAGCGUCGAAGAAGUUACAAGAACGGCAGACAAGAGGAUGAGAAAAAAGUGCAGCCAAACAAAUCGCAGAGUGUGGCCACUGACGUGGAAUCUGAGUUGCAGAAAGCCAUUAAGGCUGCUACCUCUUAGCAAGGUCAAGGUUGUUGGCUGUUACCACUUUUUUAUUAUGCUUUCAAUGUUUGCCUGCCUUGCAAUGUGUAUAAAAUCUCAGCUUUUCUUUCUCGUUUCUUAACAAUUACCGAUUUUGUUUAUUGUUACAUGUUCACUUAUGUGUAUGGCAAAGGAUGAGGGAAAUCUUGGUUUUUUUGUAACUGUACUUUGUAAUCUUAUCAUUAUUUUUGCGUUUAGAUGGAUACACAA